Molecule: messenger RNA, 403 nt
Organism: Stomoxys calcitrans (stable fly)
Lineage: Eukaryota; Metazoa; Arthropoda; Insecta; Diptera; Muscidae
Product: acyl-CoA-binding protein-like
Exons: 2
Coding region: 95-346 (83 amino acids)
Biological process (GO): fatty acid metabolic process
Molecular function (GO): long-chain fatty acyl-CoA binding
Source: RefSeq, a predicted model, not a curated record
CUAUAUAAAUUUUAACCACUGUGCUACUUUUAGCCAGUUGGCAUUUUAACUUUGGAGCCAUUAAGACUUGGGAGCGAGCAGACAAAUUUGAAAAAUGGAUUUCAACACAGCCUCAGAAAAAGCCAAGACUUUCACUAAGAAGCCCAGCAAUGAUAUUUUCUUGGAAUUUUAUGGUCUUUACAAACAGGCCACCGUUGGUGAUUGCAAUAUUGCGAAGCCCGGUUUAACCGAUUUGACUGCCAAGGCUAAGUAUGAUGCUUGGAUGAAACACAAAGGCAUGUCGCCAGAUGAGGCCAAAAAAGCCUAUGUGGCUACAUAUCAGAAAUAUGCUCCUACAUAUGCCUAACUAAGCACAUCUUUAACUUAGAAGAAAACUUUAAUAAAAAAAGGAAAAUAAUGGAAA